CUUCUUUCUCCUCGCCUUCUUAUCUCCCUUCUUCCCACCGCGCUCCAAACUUGCUCUCGCACGUUCCUCUGCGUUCUGUCAGCGCUCUUCUAUUUCCUGAGGUCUGAAUUCAUCUCUCUUCUCCACCAUGUGGAUCAUCAACUGGUUCUAUGACAUGCUGGCCUCCCUUGGCCUCCUCAAUAAGCAUGCCAAGCUUCUCUUCCUCGGUCUGGACAACGCUGGAAAGACUACCCUCCUCCACAUGUUGAAGAACGACCGAGUUGCGCUGCUUCAGCCCACCGCCCAUCCGACAUCGGAAGAACUCGCGAUUGGCAACAACCGAUUCACGACCUUCGACUUGGGUGGUCACCAGCAGGCCCGUCGUCUGUGGAAGGACUACUUCCCCGAAGUCAGCGGUAUCGUCUUCCUCGUCGAUGCCAAGGACCACGAGCGAUUCCCCGAGUCCAAGGCCGAGCUCGACGCUCUUCUCGCCAUGGAGGAGCUCGCCAAGGUGCCCUUCCUCGUGCUGGGUAACAAGAUCGACCACCCCGACGCUGUCAGCGAGGACGAACUGCGACACCAGCUCGGUCUGUACCAGACCACGGGCAAGGGCAAGGUUCCUUUGGAGGGUAUCCGACCUAUCGAGGUGUUCAUGUGCAGUGUUGUCAUGAGACAGGGAUACGGCGAGGGUAUCAGAUGGUUGUCUCAAUACGUUUAAAUCGUAUCUCGAUACCUACGUCUCUUUCUUCCGCACUACCCCUACCCCUCCACACCGCAUCAUAACCUAUCAUACCCAGCGCAAUGCGUCAUGUUCAAGC
This is a messenger RNA of Aspergillus steynii IBT 23096, 797 nucleotides long. It is a transcript of the gene sar1, whose product is annotated as Arf family GTPase SAR1. The coding region runs from base 128 to 697 and encodes 189 amino acids. The transcript has 6 exons. Lineage: Eukaryota; Fungi; Ascomycota; Eurotiomycetes; Eurotiales; Aspergillaceae. Gene Ontology annotation, molecular function: GTPase activity; GTP binding. Gene Ontology annotation, biological process: endoplasmic reticulum to Golgi vesicle-mediated transport; membrane organization; vesicle organization. The record is from RefSeq and is a predicted model, not a curated record. Gene Ontology annotation, cellular component: endoplasmic reticulum exit site; COPII vesicle coat.